AUGAAAAAAUUUGAUACUUUGGAUUUUAUUCCAACUAUUAGUGAUAGUGAAGAAGAUGUUCCAGAUUUAGAUCUAUCUGAUGAAGAAUUAGGUUCUUCUGUAGUAGUUAACACCACUAAUCACAAAGAACAGAAGAAAGGUUUAACAAAAAAUAAAAAUAAAAAUCGUGAGGAAUUAGAUGAAGAUGUUCAUGAGGAUAUUAAUACUGAUUUUACAUUCCAUUUAGACGAUUCAAACCAAUAUGAUACGAAGUUUGAUGGUUGGAAUUUUGACGGUGAUAAUGAUGAUAAUGGAACAAACAAUGAUAAAAAAGAUGUUGAUUUAGAUAAAAUCAUUAGAAGAAAAGGUGGACUAAUUAAAAUGGCUCACAUUGAAUCCGAUAAUGAUGAUGAUGAUGAAAAGGAGAAGGAUAGUGAGGAAGAACCAGAAGCACAUCAAGAUAAGGACGAAGAUGAUGAUGAAUUGGCUAUGGAUGGUUUUGGGAUGGGUGCUCCAAUAAAUGCUAGUGAAAACGAAAGUGAUGAAGAUGAAAAUGAGAAUUCCGAAACUGAUUCCAAUCAGGACUAUACAAGUAUAUCAGGGGAUGAUGAUGUCGACGAUAAAGGCAUCGAUGAACAAGAAGAUAAUGAGGAAGACGAAGAAGAUGAUUCUGCAGAGGCUAAGGCUGAAUUUUAUGCUCCAGAAACUGAAGGUGAAGAAGCAAAACAACAAAUUCACAAAACGUUUAAUUCAUUAUCAUUAUCACGUCCAGUGUUGAAGGGUUUGAGUCAGUUGGGGUAUGUUAAACCAUCUCCAAUCCAAAGUGCCACUAUUCCAAUUGCUCUUUUAGGUAAGGAUAUUAUUGCUGGGGCUGUAACUGGUUCUGGUAAGACAGCCGCAUUUAUGAUUCCAAUCAUUGAACGUCUUUUAUUUAAACCAAGUAAAAUCGCAUCUACAAGGGUUGUUGUGUUAACACCAACUCGUGAAUUGGCCAUUCAGAUUUCAGAUGUAGCCAAAAGAAUUGGUAAAUUUGUUAGUGGUUUAACAUUUGGUCUUGCUGUUGGUGGUUUGAAUUUAAGACAACAAGAACAAGCUUUAAAGACAAGACCUGAUAUUGUUAUUGCUACACCAGGUAGAUUUAUCGAUCAUAUCAGAAAUUCUGCUUCAUUUAAUGUCGAUUCAGUAGAAAUUUUAGUUUUGGAUGAAGCAGAUAGAAUGUUAGAAGAAGGGUUCCAAGAUGAAUUAAAAGAAAUCAUGACAUUGUUACCAGGUAAAAGACAAACAUUAUUAUUUUCGGCAACAAUGAAUUCUAAGAUUAAACAGUUGGUAUCUUUGUCUCUAAAAAAACCUGUUAGAAUUAUGAUUGAUCCACCAAAACAGGCUGCAUCUAGAUUAACUCAGGAAUUUGUUCGUAUUCGUAAAAGAGACCAUUUGAAACCUGCCUUAUUAUUCAGUUUAUUAAGAGAAUUAGAUCCACAGGGACAAAGAAGAAUUGUUGUCUUUGUUGCAAGAAAAGAAACUGCACACAGAUUAAGAAUUAUCUUAGGUUUGUUAGGUAUGAGUGUGGCAGAAUUACACGGUUCUUUAACACAAGAACAACGUUUGGAUUCUGUCAAGAAAUUUAAAAGUCUUGAAGUUCCGGUUUUGAUAUGUACAGAUUUGGCUUCUAGAGGUUUAGAUAUUCCAAAGAUUGAGGUUGUUAUUAAUUAUGAUAUGCCAAAGACCUAUGAAAUUUACUUACAUAGAGUUGGUCGUACUGCCAGAGCAGGUAGAGAAGGUCGUUCUGUCACUUUUGUUGGGGAAUCGUCUCAAGAAAGAAGCGUAGUUAGGGCGGCUAUAAAAAGUGUAGAGGAUACAAAUAAAACCAAUAACAAUUCUGGAAGAGCAUUAGGUAGAAAUGUUAAUUGGAGUAAAGUAGAAGAAAUCAAUAGUUUGGUUGAUAAAUCUAAAGACGUUGUUGAGGAAAUCUUGGUAGAAGAAAAAGAAGAAAAAGAAAUAUUGAGAGCAGAAAUGGAAUUAAAAAAGGGUGAAAACAUGUUGAAAUACAAGGACGAAAUUCAAGCAAGACCCAAGAGAACAUGGUUCCAAACUGAAGCAGAAAAGAAGAACGCUAAAGUACUUAAUGUAUUAGCUAAGCAGAAAAAGACGGUUAAUAGCAAAAAGAGGAAGAGAGAAGAAGCAUUAGAAGUAGGUGGAAGGUUGUAUAAGAAAACACAAAAAGACCGUAUUAAAGAUCAAUUAAGAAGCCAAAGGGGUAAAAAGUCAGGAAAAAGCGGUAAGAAGAAAGGGAAAAAAUGA
This is a messenger RNA of Arxiozyma heterogenica, 2277 nucleotides long. It is a transcript of the gene DRS1, whose product is annotated as putative ATP-dependent RNA helicase. Gene Ontology annotation, molecular function: ATP binding; RNA helicase activity; nucleic acid binding. The transcript has a single exon. The record is from RefSeq and is a predicted model, not a curated record. Lineage: Eukaryota; Fungi; Ascomycota; Saccharomycetes; Saccharomycetales; Saccharomycetaceae. Bases 1 to 2277 code for a protein of 758 amino acids.